UGUGCUUAUAAUACCAACACUCUCAACCACCGUGGCGUCAGUCAGCCGUCAGCCACUCGUCAGUCAAGGAAGACAAGAUGGUCGGCUACAAGACAGCUCUCGUGACGUCACUGCUGGCACUGGGACUGGCCUUCCUCCUGAUGCGAGAGCCCCCCCUCCCCCCCCUCGACCCCGACCCAUGGUGGGGGCCGGGACAUCGCCAGCCCGAAGAUGGCACCGUUCGGCCUUUCAAGAUUGACAUCCCCGAAGAGGAAGUGGAGGAUUUCCACAAGCGUCUAUCCUUGCCCCUUCGCCUCACGCCGCCCCUCGAACGAGCCAAUUUCACCUACGGGUUUAACAGCAAUACCCUCGUUAAGGUCGUGGACUACCUGCGCCACGAGUACGACUGGAGAAAAGGGGAGAAACGACUCAAUAAAUAUGCCCACUACAAGACGCGCCUGGAGGGCCUAGACAUCCACUUCCUCCGGGCAAAGGCAAGCACUCAGUACCCGAAGGACGUGAAGGUCGUCCCCCUCCUGCUGAUCCACGGUUGGCCCGGGUCCUUCGUCGAAUUCUACGACCUCCUGCCCCUCCUGACGGCACCGCAGGAGGGCAGCAGCGUCGUGUUUGAGGUGGUCUGCCCUUCGAUCCCUGGCUACGGGUUCUCGCAAGCGCCGGUCAGGGAGGGUUUAGGCACAAAAGAAACGGGACAGAUGUUCUUGAAGUUGAUGAAGAGAUUAGGCUUCGAGAAGUUUUACCUACAAGGAGGAGAUUGGGGAUCAGCCAUUGCCACAGAGAUGGCUACGUAUUAUCCUGAAAAUAUAAUAGGAGUCCACCUCAACAUGUUCGGCUCCCUAACUACCGGUGCAACAGCGAAGUUACUCCUUGGGUCGAUUCUGCCUGAAGGACUUAUAAUCGCUGCCAAGGACCAGAAUAAAUUAUAUCCUUUAGGAGAAACCUUUAAAUGGAUUCUUAGGGAAACUGGCUACGCUCACAUCCAAGCCACCAAGCCAGAUACUGUCGGCGCCGCCCUAAACCAGAGUCCCGUAGCCCUGGCCGCCUACAUCCUGGAGAAGUUCAGUACGUGGACCCACAAGAAGAAUGUGUUCCUGCCUGACGGAGGUCUUCUGCAGGAGGAUUUCCCCAUUAGUCUGGAUGUGCUCCUCGAUAAUGUCUGUGUCUACUGGUUCACAGGCAGCAUCACCUCAAGCAUGCGCUAUUAUGCUGAAAACUUCAGCAGUCGUAACUCUGCUUUUGCCACAGAGAAUAACCCUUGCCGAGUGCCAGCCGGACUGACCGCCUUCCCUCAGGAGAUUUCCAACUACCCGGAGACUUUGGCCGCCCACAAGUUCUAUGACAUCGUUAGCUAUACUGACCAGGAGGCAGGCGGCCACUUCCCGGCCCUGGAGCGACCUGUUGACCUGGCCCAUGAUGUACACCGAUUCGUGACCGCCGUCGAGGCCAGGCGACGCGUGACCCCUGCGUAAAAGGUCAAAGGGCAGAUUUUCUUGGGUCAAACUUGGUGAUCUCGAGAUGUGUUGAGAGAGUAUUUGUUAAAGGCAGUUUUGCUUUUUUUGUAUGUUCUUCAUAUUAAAAUCAACUUUAUUGUUUAAUUC
Molecule: messenger RNA, 1595 nt
Organism: Penaeus vannamei (Pacific white shrimp)
Lineage: Eukaryota; Metazoa; Arthropoda; Malacostraca; Decapoda; Penaeidae
Product: epoxide hydrolase 1
Biological process (GO): epoxide metabolic process
Molecular function (GO): epoxide hydrolase activity
Source: RefSeq, a predicted model, not a curated record